AUGGUAGAACCAGAAAAACCAUUUGCAUGUACGAUGCCAGACUGCGGCAUGACCUUUACUAAUGAGGAUCAUCUGCAAUUACAUACUAAAAAACACGAUAUGAUGUUACAAUUAGGUUUGGAGCAAAAAGCAGCUUUUGUUGCUGAUCAAACCCCAACUCCUACAAGAUUUAUCAGAAAUUGUGAAGAAGUAGGCCUCUUUCAAGAUUUACAAAAUGACAACCCCUUUGAUGAAGGCUUCAAAAGAGCCAUGGAAACUAAACAACACAUCUUAUCUCUCGAGAGUAUCGCAACAAUAUCGAACACAGAUGAUCUACAUACACCACAGAUGGUGUUCCCACUGGAACACACUGAUUCGACAUUGUUCAGUACCACAAAUAACCAGAGAAAUAUCACUAUUAGCAGAUCAUCAAGUGACGAAUCUGGAGCUAUCAAGGAAUUUGAAACGACGACAAUAUCUAAAUUAACAAAUGAAGUAACAACAAUAAGUCGUAUAGUCGAGAAACACGAUGAUAACCGAGUAGAUGAUUCCAAACUCAAAGACGAGGUCAUCAAGGACUCAAUUUCAUACUCAAAUAAUAUAAUUAAAAUACAUAGUGAAAUCCGAAGAGAUGAUAUGAACAAAAAUCCGAUACAAACAUUUGAAGAUACCACAAAGAACAAUAAAAUAAGUGAUGUCCCGCCUAUAAUGAGUCAAACCUCAAUCGAUUAUGUUGUCGAAACAUUAACUAAUGACUUAUGCAAUGACACAGCUAACAAACAUGAUGAAAGUGAUAAUAUAGAAGUAUUAAUAAGAUUGCCAAACGGUAGACAAGUGAGAAUGAAGUCAGUGGAGGAUGAACCAAAAGUAAACGCUAAAGAAAAACUCAAAAGAGUUUUGUCGGAGAAAUCUAAAACUAAAAGUCCCACUAUCUCGAAUUUAGUACCAAUAAGUGGUGGAACACUAAUUCCAGUCACCUUAGUAGCAGCUCAACCACAAAAGAUACCCAUACCACCAUUUAGAGUUGCUAGGAAUUACGAUAAGAAAGCAGUGAAGCGAAAAAAUUUAGACACCGGGAAUCAGUGUCACAGUGCUUCGAGUGAGAAGCAGAGUGAUUUGGACAGUCGCAGUGCAGCAUCGAGGAGAUAUAGAGCGAGAUUAAAAGAGUCCUGGAUAAAACAGUGCGAAGAAAAUAAACAGCUGAGAGCAUCAAAUGACAGACUAUUGUCGGAAUUGACAAAAUUAAAAUUAUUGAUAACGGAACACCUGAAGAGAUGCCCUAAUGCUGAUGACAUAAGUACGAUACAAGAAAAAUUAUAAUUAUAAAUAUGAAUAAAAUGAGACUGAGACAAUUUAGUUUUUAAUGCAAUACCAUAGUUUAGCUUAAUGUGAGUUCAUUAACUUUUGGUUAAUGGCGUACAGGGAUGGUGAGGUUGUUUUAACAUGGUCAUAAUUUAUUGGCAUCGGCGGCAGCGGAGGCGGGUCGCGGGUCUGGUCCUGGCGUAUCGUUUUCAUCUAAUGAAAGGGAUUUGCUUAAUUUGAAGAGUUGAAAUCGUGGAUAAGAGUUUAACGCAUGUAAUGACGUGAUUUGUGUAUCUACAGUUAGAACUAGUUUUAU
Bombyx mandarina (wild silkworm) is the source of this 1597-nucleotide messenger RNA. RefSeq names its product Activating transcription factor-2 (gene Atf-2). The record is from RefSeq and is a predicted model, not a curated record. NCBI's taxonomy places the organism in Eukaryota, Metazoa, Arthropoda, Insecta, Lepidoptera, Bombycidae.